CCCGACACACUCCCACCGGAAGUGAAACUCUCUCGCUGUACUGACGCUCGUAUCCUUCGUCUUGUUUAUCUUCGUCGAGAUGAACGCUAGCCAGCUUUACUUAUAUUUAUUGGAGUCUCGUUAAAUAGCUAUAAUUCAGAUUAUAUUAAUGAGUUUUUAAGGUGUUUAGAGUGUGUUUGUGUCACACAGCAGGCGUUAAUACGAGUGUUUAGGGAUUGUUGGAGUGUUUUGGCCUGAGCUGAGACACAUUCAUAAAUUUCACACAUUUAUUCUUUUAUUUCUCAGGAGUUUAGUGUGUUUUCUUAUAUUUGUAUAAUAAAUCAUGGCUGUUGUCAACGAAGGAGCUCUGAAAAAGAUGCUGAAGCAAUACAAGUACAGAGAUCUCACUGUCCGAGAGAUAACAAACGUCAUCUCUCAGUACAAAGACCUCAAACCCGUUAUGGAUGCGUACGUGUUUAAUGACGGAUCAUCCAGAGACUUGAUGAGCCUCACAGGAACUGUACCAGUUAGUUAUAGAGGGAAUGUGUAUAAUAUUCCCGUGUGCCUGUGGCUGUUGGAUACGUAUCCCUACAAUCCUCCUAUAUGUUUUGUGAAGCCCACCAGUGCGAUGAUGAUCAAGACCGGCAAACACAUUGAUGCCAAUGGCAAGAUCUACCUGCCUUACCUGCACGAGUGGAAACACCCUCAGUCAGAUCUAUACGGGCUUAUCCAGGUCAUGAUUGUCGUGUUUGGUGAGGAGCCGCCUGUUUUCUCCAGACCCACCACACAACCUCCUUACCAGGCCUUCCAAGCAGCUGGACCUCCGAACCAGUCCUAUAUGCCAGGAAUGCCAGCAGUAUCUCCCUACGGGCCCAACCCAAACCCAUGUGGUUACCCAGGUUACCCUUACCCAGGAGGCAAUGCUUAUCCUGCCACAGGUGGUCCUGCACAUUAUACUUCCCAGACUCCUGUCACUACUGUGGGUCCAAGUCGUGAUGGUACCAUCGGUGAAGAUACCAUCCGAGCGUCACUAAUCUCCGCUGUGAGCGAUAAACUGCGCUGGAGAAUGAAGGAGGAGAUGGACAGAGCGCAAGCCGAGCUGGACGCCCUGAAGAGGACAGAGGAAGACCUGAAGAAAGGACACCAGAAGCUGGAAGACAUGGUGUCCCGCCUGGACCAAGAAGUGGCUGAGGUGGACCGAAACAUUGAGCUCCUCAAGAAGAAGGACGAGGAACUGAGUGAAGCUCUGGAGAAGAUGGAGAACCAAUCAGAAAACAAUGACAUUGAUGACGUGAUCAUACCCACAGCCCCGCUCUACAAACAGAUCCUGAACCUGUAUGCGGAGGAGAACGCUAUAGAGGACACCAUCUUUUACUUGGGAGAAGCCCUGCGUAGAGGAGUCAUCGACCUGGAGGUCUUUCUCAAGCAUGUGCGCCUGCUGUCCCGAAAACAGUUCCAGCUGCGAGCGCUCAUGCAGAAAGCACGGAAGACCGCUGGACUUAGUGACCUUUACUGACCCUGCCGCUACCAAUACAUUCUCCUUCCGACACUCCAGCUCUGAUCAUAUGACCCAGACUCUGAUCUGGUCGCUUUGUGGUAUGUCAGUGGGAGUUCACCAGUGAUAUUUUACUUCUGUGUGAAUUUUAGCUACUGUACACCUCCCUGGUUUUAUUUUCUUAUUUUGGAAAAAGCAAAAUGCAAAUCAGGUACGAUAUUUGAACUCUAGAAAGUAAAAACUAGUCCUGAGAAUUAGAAGUAAAUGAGACGUCAGAGACAUUACGUUCCUUCUUUCAUUUGAGCUUCUGGCAGGCGUUUGGGUCUUUGGCUUUAGAUACUACUGCUAUUAACUGUACAGACUGAUACAUUUAUGUGACAUCCCCAGGAAAUAUAUGAGAAGAUUGCUCUCAGUUGUGAAUAGCAACUCCUAUUUUCAUUCAGGCACUGUUACAAAAUAUUGUCAUAUUCCAUACUUAUGUGAAUCACAGGAAAAUGCACCCCAAUAAUUAAAAAAGAAUGUAUACAUUUUGCAUAAAAAGAUGAAACCUAUUUUUAGGACUGUUACGUUUUUUUUUAAGUACAUUUACGCUCUAAAAUUCCUGUUGCCGUAAUGAGGAAAAGUGUCUUAUUGUGAUUGCUGUAAUACAGUAAUAAAAUUAAAUUAAAUUAAUUAAAAUCAGCAUCAUUUAAAUUCAGUAACACAAACAAGAUGUUUAAUUUGUGUUUUAUCAUUAUCAAUAUUUUUUUUCUCUCUCGACAGUGAGAAUUUGAGAGGAAAAAAUUUGUUUAAUAUCACAAUGCAGGAUAUCUAUCUAAAAAUAGACUUCAUUUACUUUAUGCAAAAUAUAAUUUAUUCCUUUUUUUUUUAUUUUGGGGUAAAAUAUGAAAUUUCUUGAGUUUUUAUGGGAUUCACCUUAUGGAGAAGUUACAUAAGUUAUGACUUAUGGUUCAAUAUUUCAAUUUUAUUACAUUUAUUUUGCCGAGUUUAUUAUUUAUCUCAUCACAGUUGGGAACUAUUUGGUGUUCCAGAUUUGUUAUGAUGUUAUAACUGUAAAUCAUUUAAUAUGGUUUGUUACUAAUAAUGUUACAUUUGAAAACUGAAAAGCUAUAAACUGUUGUACUGUACUUUCAAUUUUCAGACUGAUUAUUCUUCCAAAUGUGUUUAAAAUUAAUUCUUUAGACUUUAUUUUUUUUGUGGAGAUCUUACCUGUUGCUUUGCAGUCAAUUGUUUUAAUGCACUUUUGGGAUGUGAAUUAGAUUUUUAAAACUUGAGUUGCUGUUUCUGAGAGAUUUUUCCCCCUAAUAUUUGUUCUUAUUUGUUCCAGGCUGUAGAUUAUAUGUUGAGAAGAUCAAAUAAAAGAACAUGAUCUUUAAUCAUGAUAGAUUUGUGAA
Molecule: messenger RNA, 2868 nt
Organism: Megalobrama amblycephala (Wuchang bream)
Lineage: Eukaryota; Metazoa; Chordata; Actinopteri; Cypriniformes; Xenocyprididae
Gene: tsg101a
Product: tumor susceptibility 101a
Exons: 10
Coding region: 323-1495 (390 amino acids)
Biological process (GO): protein modification process; protein transport; endosome to lysosome transport
Cellular component (GO): ESCRT I complex
Molecular function (GO): ubiquitin binding
Source: RefSeq, a predicted model, not a curated record